This is a messenger RNA of Zophobas morio, 2202 nucleotides long. RefSeq names its product 5-hydroxytryptamine receptor-like. The coding region runs from base 241 to 1761 and encodes 506 amino acids. Gene Ontology annotation, biological process: chemical synaptic transmission; G protein-coupled receptor signaling pathway, coupled to cyclic nucleotide second messenger. Gene Ontology annotation, cellular component: plasma membrane; dendrite. The record is from RefSeq and is a predicted model, not a curated record. Gene Ontology annotation, molecular function: neurotransmitter receptor activity; G protein-coupled serotonin receptor activity. The transcript is spliced from 5 exons. NCBI's taxonomy places the organism in Eukaryota, Metazoa, Arthropoda, Insecta, Coleoptera, Tenebrionidae.
CUGCGAGCGAGAGGUGUUACCAAAACAAACUUACCGGCGACCCGCGAAACGUUCGAAUUUAAUAAAAGCGAAUCUGUGAGAAAAUUUUGACGAGGGUCUUUGUGCGUAAAGGAGAUAGUUUCGGGGCAAUUUUUUCCGGAAGCUUUACAGGACUGUGACGAUAAGAUGCCGGAAGCAACAACAGAGCCCAAACUGAAUAAACUACAAUGUGAAGUGUUAAUUGAAUUCUAGUGGGAGAAAAUGGAUUACGCUAGAGCCCAUCAUUUGUGGCGGCCUCUCGCUGCGAUGUCUGGAAAAGAACAACAGCCCUCAGUUAUUACAACCCCUCCCGAAAAUUUUUCAUUAAAGUCCACCAUUUUUCACCACAUCAUCACCAUCGCCUCGUCCUCAACCGAAGAAAGUAACGACGUCUGGUACCCGAUAGUUUUCAACGAAAACUCGAGUUUAUACUUUAAGAAAUACGACGAUUUCUACUUUUAUCCGAACUAUAGUUUGAUGAGCAGCAAUUUUAGUUCGAACUUUAGUGUGAACAGGACUUUCAGUUAUCACCCGCACGACGAGACGAUCAAAAUCGUGACCAUGGUGGGCAUCGCCGUCUUGCUGGGUUUCAUCAUCUUGGCCACAGUCAUCGGGAACGUAUUUGUGAUAGCAGCCAUCCUCCUCGAACGAAAUCUCCAGAACGUGGCAAACUACUUGAUCUUAUCCCUGGCUGUGGCGGAUCUGCUCGUAGCUUGUUUGGUGAUGCCCCUAGGGGCAGUGUACGAAGUUAGCCAGGAGUGGACUCUGGGGCCUGAAUUAUGUGACAUGUGGACGUCCAGCGACGUCCUUUGCUGCACGGCUUCAAUCCUGCACCUGGUCGCCAUAGCGCUGGACAGGUAUUGGGCCGUCACCAACAUAGACUACAUCCACCAGCGCACCUCCAAGCGAAUCGGCAUGAUGAUCUUCAUCAUCUGGCUCGUGUCCUUCUUCGUCUGCAUCGCCCCUCUGCUGGGCUGGAAGGACCCUCAGUGGAACGACCGCAUCCGCGACAAAGAAUGCCUCAUCAGCCAAGACCUCUACUACCAGAUUUUCGCCACGGCUUCCUCCUUCUACCUUCCACUCCUCGUCAUCCUCAUCCUCUACUGGCGGAUAUUCCAGACGGCCCGUAAACGCAUACGAAGGCGGCAAGUGAUCGGAAGUAGCGCCAACCCCUCGUCCCAGAACCCGGCAGCCGGAGGCAUAGCAGGCGGGCUUGCGGCCGCCAGCGGCACCGGAGGCAUAGCCGCCGCAGUCGUGACAAUCAUAGGCCGCCCCCUUCCGACCAUCUCCGAAACGACAACCGCGUUCACCACGGUCUCUUCCAACAACUCCAGUCCCGAAAAGACUUCUUUUGCGAACGGCCUCGAGGCUGACAUGCCCACGACUACCGACUGCAGCGUGACGUACCAGCCGCAGCACUACCCGGUGAAGAGAAAAUCGCGAGAUAGUGCCGACUCGAAGCGCGAGCGGAAAGCGGCGAAGACUCUAGCUAUAAUAACUGGUGCUUUCGUUCUAUGUUGGCUGCCGUUCUUCAUCAUGGCGGUGCUGCUGCCGAUCAACUCCAAGUUGUUCCAGAAGUACGUCAUCUCGAUAUUCCUUUGGCUGGGGUACUGCAACUCGAUGCUGAACCCUAUCAUCUACACCAUCUUCAGCCCCGAGUUUCGGCACGCCUUCAAGAAGAUCCUGUGCGGUCGUAACUACGCCAGGAGGAACAAACAUUUCGGAAUCCGGCACUUUCAAUGAUGGCGGCAAAGUGAUCGUUUACCUUCGGAUACGGAGCAUCCGGUGGCCGCCCGGCUGGCGGCCAGUGUGGCGGCGACGGCGGUCGCGUCAGGUCCGAGAAACGUCACAUUCAAGUGUGACUGAUCCGACGAGAAACGAUCACGCAGUUCUGUGUCACCGAUAGACUGUGAGAGCAGCAGCGGCGAGCACGAGCACGGACUCGGGCGAAGGGUCAUGCUCGAGCUGCGGCCAUUUUAAACGGGUAUACGGACAAUGAGGGUGUUCUCCACUCACGACUGAAUCGUUAUCAAAUGACCACUAUCGUUUCGUCAAAGCUCAUUUAUUUGCACGUUUUUUACCAGAGUUUUAUUUAAGUACGAGAGACCAAUAUUGUAUUUUUAUCAAAGAAAUGGAAGACUAACAACUAACGUUAAGACUAUGUAAGAUAGAGUAGAAUCAAAA